Messenger RNA from Mustela lutreola (European mink), 3755 nucleotides. It is a transcript of the gene ZNF570, whose product is annotated as zinc finger protein 570. The record is from RefSeq and is a predicted model, not a curated record. Gene Ontology annotation, molecular function: RNA polymerase II cis-regulatory region sequence-specific DNA binding; DNA-binding transcription factor activity, RNA polymerase II-specific. The coding region runs from base 416 to 2029 and encodes 537 amino acids. Gene Ontology annotation, biological process: regulation of transcription by RNA polymerase II. Gene Ontology annotation, cellular component: transcription regulator complex; PcG protein complex. The transcript is spliced from 5 exons. Lineage: Eukaryota; Metazoa; Chordata; Mammalia; Carnivora; Mustelidae.
ACAAUGCACCUGCGCACUCUACUCUCUGCUCUCCCUGUCCCACAGUUUUUUCGGGUACCCCAGCUCAAUUGUAGGAGCACGUCCCUCACCCCGUUUGUGCGGACCGCACACACGAACCGCACCCCCUGCGGCUACUCGGCGUCUCUAAGUUCUCCGCCCCGUUGCAAAGGGAGGUGGACCAAGCACUUGUGCCUGCGCACUUCAGUCCCAGUCCGUCUAGUUGACGCUCGACCCGGUUCCUUUGGCGGACACCGGAUCCGAGGAAGGGUGCAACAGAAGGAAAGAGAAGCUGAAAAAUUCUAGGCUGGUGAUUCUGGAUGCUGCAAGGAAACCCUAGUUUUUCAUGUUCUCUUCCCCAUCUCAGUCAUCUGAGGACACUGCCAUUUCCCAAGAGAAGAGCUAAGAGGAGGAAAGAAUGGCUGUUGGACUUCUUAAAGCCAUGUACCAGGAGUUGGUAACCUUCAGAGAUGUGGCUGUAGAUUUCUCCCAAGAGGAGUGGGACUGUCUAAAUUCUUCUCAGAGGCAUCUGUAUAGUAAUGUGAUGUUGGAGAACUACCGGAUCUUGGUGUCCCUAGGACUUUGCUUUUCUAAGCCAAAUGUGAUAUUAUUGUUGGAACAAGGGAAAGAGCCCUGGAUGGUGAGGAGAGAGCUGGCAAAAGGCUUGUGCUCAGGAUGGGAAUCUAUGUGUGACACUGAAGAAUUAACUUCAAAGCAGAACAUUUAUGAAGCCCAGUCAUCACAGAAGAUAAUAGAAAAACUCACAAGCUAUGGCUUUGAGUAUUCUAGUUUGAGAGAAGAAUGGAAAUGUGAGGGCAAUUUUGAGAAACAGUUAGUUAAUCAGAAGGCAUGUUUCAAGGAAGAGACAAUCACUCAUGAAGAAGCCCUUAUUAAUAAAAGAGCACAAGAAUAUAACAAAUCUUGGGGAGGUUUCCAUCUGAACACACUGCUUCAUACACAACAGAUAAUCACCAAAGAGGAAAAAGUACAUAAGCAUGAUACACAUAAGAAAAGCUUUAAAAAAAAUUUAAUGGCCAUUAAGCCCAAGAGUAUCUAUACAGAGAAGAAACUCUUGAAAUGUAAUGACUGUGAAAAAGUCUUUAGCCAGAGCUCAUCUCUUACUCUUCAUCAAAGAAUUCAUACUGGAGAGAAACCAUAUAAAUGUGUCGAAUGUGGAAAAGCCUUUAGCCAGAGAUCAAAUCUUGUUCAACAUCAGAGGAUUCAUACUGGAGAGAAACCCUAUGAAUGUAAGGAAUGUAGGAAAGCCUUCAGUCAGAAUGCACACCUUGUUCAACAUCUGAGAGUUCAUACUGGAGAAAAACCUUAUGAAUGCAAGGUGUGUAGGAAAGCCUUUAGCCAGUUUGCUUACCUUGCUCAACAUCAGAGAGUUCAUACUGGAGAGAAACCUUAUGAAUGUAUUGAAUGUGGGAAAGCAUUUAGCAAUAGAUCAUCCAUUGCUCAACACCAGAGAGUUCAUACUGGUGAGAAACCAUACGAAUGUAAUGUCUGUGGAAAAGCAUUUAGCCUUCGUGCAUACCUUACUGUACAUCAGAGAAUACAUACUGGAGAGAGACCUUAUGAAUGUAAGGAAUGUGGGAAGGCUUUCAGCCAGAAUUCACAUCUUGCUCAACAUCAGAGAAUUCAUACUGGAGAAAAACCUUAUAAAUGUCAAGAAUGUAGGAAAGCAUUCAGCCAGAUUGCCUACCUUGCCCAACAUCAAAGAGUUCAUACUGGAGAGAAACCCUAUGAAUGUAUUAAAUGUGGAAAGGCUUUUAGCAAUGACUCAUCCCUUACUCAACAUCAGAGAGUUCAUACUGGAGAGAAGCCUUAUGAAUGUAAUGUUUGUGGAAAGGCUUUUAGUUACUGUGGAUCCCUCGCCCAACAUCAGAGAAUUCAUACUGGAGAGAGACCUUAUGAAUGUAAGGAAUGCAAGAAAACUUUCAGGCAGCAUGCACACCUUGCUCAUCAUCAGAGAAUCCAUCUUGGGGAAUCACUCUCACCACCCAAUCCUGUCAAUCACCAAGUCCUCUAGACAUUCUCAUAAACAUUUCCAGAAUUUAUACUCUUUUCUCUAUGUCUAAUGUUGCCAUAGUCUACAGUUCAUCUCACCUGGAUCACCAUGCUGUAGCUUUCUAACAUGUCUUCCUGUAUCAACUUUUGGUCCCUUUAAAUUCAUUUCCCACCACGACCCAAACUGAUUUUUUUUGAGUGUAAGAAUACAUCACUGCCUCCAAUUAAAACUUUUUUGGGGCUUACUGUUGUUCUUAAGCUAAUAUCUACAGUCUUAAAAUUGUCUAUGAGGCAUUUCAUAUCUGGUUCUAAACCUUUCAGCCUUAUUUUGUUCCAGUCUCCUUCUCUGAGCACUAGGCACUUCCCAGGACUAAAAGCUUAGAUUCUGGAAAAUCAUAGCUCUACCACUACUGUGGCAUUAUGUGACUUUGAGAAUUUGUUUGACCUAUGUAAACCUCAGGGUUUUCUUUAAUUCUUAAAAUAGGGAUAAUAAAGGAUACUGUAUUGUAGAAAUGUGAUUAUUAAAUGAAAUAGUGUCUGUCAUAGAUUGAUGCAUAUUAAGUAAUAAAUUUGCAUGUAAAGUGCUUCACAUAGCACAACAGCAGAUUUUCAAUAAGUCAUGAUAGCUUACAUGUAGUGAGUGCCUACUAUGCACCAGGCACUGUUCUACAUACUCAACAUAUAUAAACUCACUCGUCACAGCUAGAAUAAGAUUCCUCAGUGGAUAAAGUAGAACAUUCCUGGGAAGCAGCAGGUCAGAAUUGAGAAAACCCAAGCAUUUGAGAAACAUAAGUGGGAGUCUUCAUACUCUAGAUAAGUAAUCAAUAUAGACACAAGUAGUAGACCUACACCUACAACCAGUUUUAGGAAGUUUCUAAAGAUAAUUGGAUAAACCAAUCAAUAUAAAGAAAAUGGGGAUUCACACAGAAUACAGAACUCACAUUUAGAUCAAGGAAAGAAAACACUAUCACAAUUAACUCCAAAAAACAAUAAACAUAGAAAAUUCAUACUAUUCCAUAAAAAGACACCAGGCUCAGGCAAUUGUAUUGGGUGAAUCUAGGUAAAUUUAAGGUUUUGAAUUGUUCCAUACCACAGAAAAAGUACAAAUUUUGUAAAUUUUUUAACCAGUGGUUGUAAAAUUGAAACCAAAAAGGGGAUUGAGGAAAAGAAGUUGCAAAUAUAUAUAGGCUUUUACAUAUUUGAAAUAUAUGUUUCCACUCAUUCAGUGAAUAUUGAGUAGCUACUGUUUGCUGGACACUGUUUUAGAUAUGAGGAGACAGUAGUGAUCAAUACUAAGACUAUGUCCUCAUGGAGUUUAAAGUUAUUUAAAGGCUCAAAUUGAAUUGAAAUUGUUCAUUUUUUAAAAAUUGUUCUUUUUUUAAAAAGGAUACAUGUUAAAAUAAUAUUAAUGAAAUGGAACUGGAGAGUAUUUUGUAUGAGAUGGUACCACUUAUAUAAAGUUUGAAAAUAUGCAAAUUGAUGCUAUGUGUAUAUGGCUAAAUACCAUAUAGAUUUAGUGUUACAACAUUCAUGGAAAUAAUAAAUCCAAUACAGGAGUGACAUAUGGAAGGGAAAAAAUGAGAUUGAGAAAAGGAUGCAAAGGGAGAUAUGUUUUAAUCAUUUACUUCUUUAAAAAAUAAGCAACUGUGGCCAAUUCUUAUAAAUUGAUAAAACUGGUUGUUGGUUUAUAGGUAGGUUCUUAUUCUCUGUAUCUUUCAUAAUAAAAAAAUAAAGAACAUUUAAAUAUU